Artibeus jamaicensis (Jamaican fruit-eating bat) is the source of this 2718-nucleotide messenger RNA. It is a transcript of the gene TMC2, whose product is annotated as transmembrane channel like 2. Gene Ontology annotation, cellular component: plasma membrane. The transcript is spliced from 20 exons. Gene Ontology annotation, biological process: vestibular reflex; detection of mechanical stimulus involved in sensory perception of sound. Lineage: Eukaryota; Metazoa; Chordata; Mammalia; Chiroptera; Phyllostomidae. Gene Ontology annotation, molecular function: mechanosensitive monoatomic ion channel activity. The record is from RefSeq and is a predicted model, not a curated record. The coding region runs from base 1 to 2718 and encodes 905 amino acids.
AUGAGCCACCAGCCAAAGGGCCUGAGGGAGGCAGCAGGAGGUGGAGCAAGAGGGAGGUCGAGGAGCGGCUCUCCAGGCACAGGUGACAGGUUUGGAAGGAGACCCUCCAGGAAGCAGGCCCCCAAAGCUGAGGGUGCAGCAGGCAAGCGUGGAGUCCCUCCUGGCCAGAAGGAUCGGGCCAGGGGCAGCCCAAGGCCGGAGUCCCCCAGGAGGAAGCAGGCGGAGCACAGGAGACACCGAGAGGAGCUGAGGGAACAGAAGCGGAGCACGACCCAGAGGAUCCGCGAGGGGAGAAGGAGGAGGGAUGGGAAGGUUCCCCUCAAGGAGCAGAGAGCACCUUCAAAGAAGGGAAAGGAGGCGUCAAACAAGGAGACGUGGAAGCAACUGAAGAAACACAGGUCGUCCUCCUCGGCCUCCAGUGCCUCCGGUGGGGAGUCUCUGUCUGAGGAGGAACUGGCCCAGAUCCUGGAGCAGGUGGAAGACAAGAAGAAGCUCAUUGCCACCAUGCGCAACAAGCCCUGGCCCAUGGCAAAGAAGCUUACGGAGCUCAGGGAGGCCCAAGAAUUUGUGGAGAAGUAUGAAGGAGCCUUGGGAAAGGGGAAAGGCAAGCGACUCUACGCCUAUAAGAUGCUGAUGGCUAAGAAAUGGGUCAAGUUUAAGAGAGACUUCCAUAACUUCAAGACUCAGUGUAUUCCCUGGGAAAUGAAGAUCAAGGACAUUGAAAGUCACUUUGGUUCGUCAGUGGCAUCAUAUUUCAUCUUUCUCCGAUGGAUGUAUGGCGUUAACCUUGUUCUUUUCGGCUUAAUAUUUGGUCUAGUCAUAAUCCCAGAGGUACUGAUGGGCAUGCCCUAUGGAAGUAUACCCAGGAAGACGGUGCCUCGGGCUGAGGAAGAAAAAGCCAUGGAUUUUUCCGUUCUCUGGGAUUUUGAGGGCUACAUCAAAUACUCCGCUCUCUUCUACGGCUACUACAACGACCAGAGGACCAUCGGGUGGCUGAGGUACAGGUUGCCCAUGGCUUACUUUAUGGUGGGGGUCAGCGUGUUCGGCUAUAGCCUGAUGAUGGUCAUUAGAUCGAUGGCCAGCAACAGCCAGGGCAGCACAAGCGAGGGGGAGAGUGAGAACUUCACAUUCAGCUUCAAGAUGUUCACCAGCUGGGACUACCUGAUCGGGAAUUCAGAGACGGCCGAUAACAAGUACGCCUCCAUCACCACCAGCUUCAAGGAAUCAAUAGUGGAUGAACAAGAGAGUAAUAAAGAGGAAAAUAUCCAUCUGACGAGAUUCCUCCGGGUUCUGGCCAACUUUCUCAUCAUCUGCUGUUUGUGUGGGAGUGGGUACCUCAUCUACUUUGUGGUGAAGCGAUCCCAGGAAUUCUCCAAAAUGCAGAACGUCAGCUGGUAUGAAAGGAAUGAGGUAGAAAUCGUGAUGUCUCUGCUUGGGAUGUUCUGUCCCCCUCUGUUUGAAACGAUCGCUGCCCUGGAGAAUUACCACCCACGCAUUGGACUGAAGUGGCAGCUGGGACGCAUCUUUGCACUCUUCCUGGGGAACCUCUAUACGUUUCUCUUGGCCCUGAUGGAUGAUGUCCACCUCAAGCUUUCUAAUGAAGAGACAAUAAAGAACAUCACUCACUGGACUCUGUUUAACUAUUACAACUCCUCCAGUUGGAACGAGAGUUUCCCCCGGCCACCCCUGCACCCUGCUGACGUGCCCCGGGGCUCUUGCUGGGAGACAGCCGUGGGCAUUGAAUUCAUGAGGCUGACGGUGUCUGACAUGCUGGUAACAUACAUCACCAUCCUGGUGGGGGACUUCCUGCGGGCCUGUUUUGUCCGCUUCAUGAACUACUGCUGGUGCUGGGACCUGGAGGCUGGAUUUCCUUCAUAUGCUGAGUUUGACAUUAGUGGGAACGUGCUUGGUUUGAUCUUCAACCAAGGAAUGAUCUGGAUGGGCUCCUUUUAUGCCCCGGGACUGGUGGGCAUCAACGUGCUGCGCCUGCUGACCUCCAUGUACUUCCAGUGCUGGGCAGUGAUGAGCAGCAACGUCCCCCACGAACGUGUGUUCAAAGCCUCGCGAUCCAACAACUUCUACAUGGGCCUCCUGCUGCUGGUGCUCUUCCUCAGCCUCCUGCCGGUGGCCUACACCAUCAUGUCUCUGCCGCCCUCCUUCGACUGUGGGCCGUUCAGUGGGAAAAACAGAAUGUAUGAUGUCAUCCAAGAGACCGUUGAAAACGACUUCCCAACCUUCCUGGGCAAGAUCUUUGCGUUCCUGGCCAAUCCAGGCCUGAUCAUUCCAGCCAUCCUGCUGAUGUUCCUGGCCAUCUACUACCUGAACUCAGUUUCCAAAAGCCUUUCCCGAGCUAACACCCAGCUAAGGAAGAAAAUCCAAGCGCUCCGUGAGGUUGAGAAGAGCCACAAAUCUGUCAAAGGCAGGGCCACAGCCAGAGAUUCAGCGGACACAGCUAAAGACAGCUCCAAAAAUGCCACCCAGCUCCAACUCACCAAAGCAGGCACCACACCUCACUCUGCCAGCCAAAGCCAGACCCUGGACAGGAAGGCACAGGACCCUGGGACCUCCAGUUCUGCCCGUGGGACCACACUGCCUGCCUCCGGCCACCUCCCUGUGUCUCGGCCUCCCAGCCUCAGACAAGAUGCUGGCCAAGCCCGGCCUCAGACUCACCCUGGGAGGUCAGCCUCUAAAAAGGGUGCUCAGAAACCUCCCCACUGA